AUGGAGAAAAUAAAUUAUGAGGGCGAACUAACGAGUAACAACAGAAUUGAUGGUAAAGAGGAAGAGAGUGCCCAAGGGAAUGAGAUUGGGGAAAUAAUGAUGGGGAGCCAGAAAUUGGUAGAUGAAUUGAAUCAAUACUUUGCAUUAAUCUUCAUGGAAGAAGACACUGUUGGCAUUCCAGAAAUACUAAAUAAACAAGCGACAAAAGGGAAAGAGGAAAUAAGAGAAGUGCCAGGGAAAUUAAAGGGGCUAAAGGCUGAUAAGUUGCCCACACCAGAUGGGAUCCAUUUUUGGUUCCUUUGCCUGAAGAAUAUCCGGACCUUUCUAAAUGCGUGCUGUGAGAAAUUCAACAUGAAGAAGAGCGAACUGUUCGAAGCCUUUGAUCUAUUCGACGUGCGCGAUUUUGCCAAGGUCAUCGACACUCUGUCCUAUUUAUCAUACACUCCCAUAGCUCAAAGGAAAGGAAUCUGCUCCUUUCCAACAGAAGACAGCUUGGCCGAUGAUGAUAUCUACAGUGGUCUUUCUGAUGUCAUUGAUGACACUGGAGAAGAAGAUGAUGACCUUUAUGAUUGUGUGGAAAAUGAUGAUGAUGAAGGAGGUGAAAUUUACGAAGAUCUGAUGAGGCCUGAGUGUGUGAUGGCCGCGCCUCAGAAAAUGACUGACUUUGACAAACGCAAUUGCUGCCUUCAAGAGAUCAGACAGACAGAGGAGAAAUACACAGAAACAUUAGAGUCCAUACAUCAGCAUUUUUUUAGGCCUCUACAUCGGUUUCUCAAUACAUACGACUUAGAGAACAUAUUCCUGAACAUCGAGGAACUAUUAAAUGUGCAUAGAAGUUUAUUGGAGGAAAUCCAAAUCUCGAUUAAAAUGAACAAUGCCCAGAACCUCUAUGAAAUCUUCAACAGUUACAAGAAAAGGUUGUUGCUGUAUGGACGAUACUGUAGCCAGGUAGAGGCAGCUACCAAACACCUGGACAAGAUCGCGAGCAUAAGGGAAGAUGUUCAGAUGAAGCUGCAGGAAUGUUCCAACAGAGCGAACAACGGACGAUUCACCCUACGAGAUCUCUUGAUGGUACCCAUGCAAAGAGUCCUCAAGUAUCACCUUCUGCUUCAGGAGUUGGUGAAACACACCACUGACAAAACGGAACAGGGGAACCUUCGGACAGCUCUGGAUUCUAUGAGGGAUCUGGCCCAAUGUGUAAAUGAAGUGAAACGUGACAGUGAGACUCUCAAACAAAUCACAAGCUUCCAGUUAUCGAUAGAAAACCUGAACCAGUCACUGGCUGGUUACGGCCGACCCAAAAUAGACGGAGAACUACGUUUAAUGACUGUGGACAAACGCUCCAAGCAGGAUCGAUAUGUGUUCUUAUUCGAUAAAGCUGUUAUUAUCUGCAAACGCAAAGGAGAGAAUUAUGAAAUGAAAGAAGUCAUUGACCUACAGUAUUAUCAGAUAAGGGAUGACCCAAUGGGAAGCAAAGAAACCAAAAAGUGGAGCCAUAUGUUCCUAAUAAUUGAGGCUCAUGGCCAACAUGGCUUUGAGUUCUUCUUCAAGACCAGGGAGCUGAAAAAGAAAUGGCUGGAGCAGUUUGAGAUGGCUUUAUCGAACAUCUUCCCGGAGAAUGGGAGUUCAAACAACCACGAUUUUCAGAUGCACUCAUUUGAAGAGUCAGCGACAUGCAAGGCAUGCCAGAUGUUACUCAGGGGCACUUUCUUCCAGGGUUAUCGUUGCAGCAAGUGCAAGUCUGCGGCUCACAAAGAAUGUUUAGGGAGGGUCUCUCCAUGUGGAAGGCAAGAUAGUGGAUCAUCAACUUUGACCAAGAGUAAAAGUAACAGAAUUGCCCCAAGUCGUGCAGCUAAAACAGGUUUACCCAAAACAGAAGUCUGCCAAGAAUAUUUUGGGAUGCCUCCUCCACCAGUGGCUUUCGGACCUGCUUUGAAGUUGCUCUUAGGGGAUAUCAUCGAACUCACCAAAGCAGAGGUGGAGCAGCAGUGGUGGGAGGGAAGGAACACAUCUACAAAUGAGAUUGGUUGGUUCCCCUGUACUAAAGUAAAGCCCUUUGUAUGUGCACCUCAAAUAGACUAUUCAUCCUUUUCCUGGUAUGCUGGGCCAAUGGAGCGGAGCCAGGCAGAAACUCUUCUUAACACUCGCUCAGAUGGUACCUACUUAGUAAGGCAGAGAGUGAAGGAUGCCGGGGAAUACGCCAUCAGUAUCAAGUUCAAUUCAGAAGUAAAGCACAUCAAGGUGACCACAGCAGAUGGUUUGUUCCGUGUGACAGACAAGAAAGCCUUCAAAUCAUUACUGGAAUUGGUGGAAUUUUACCAGCAGAAUUCCCUAAAGGAAUGUUUUAAGACAAUGGAUACAGCUUUGCAACAUCCUUUUAAAGAACCCGAAAAAAGGACUAUUCCUAAAUUUUCAGGGACGAGUUUGAAGUGCUUUGGGACAGCAAAGGCUCGAUAUGAUUUCUCAGCCCGAGAUCGAUCGGAACUGAGCCUGAAAGAAGGCGACGUGAUUAAAAUCAUCAAUAAGAAAGGAUCUCCUGGAUGGUGGAAAGGAGAAGUAUAUGGCAGGGUCGGAUUUUUCCCAGCAAACUACGUGGAGGAAGAUUAUUCCGAUUACUGUUACUGAGCCCUCGGCCCUUUGUGGCUACUCCAUCGAUGAAACAGAGAAGAUUCAUUGUCAAGACGAAGGUCGCUUCUGCGUGGCUUUCUGUAUCUAGAGCCUCACCGUGGGGGUGCUCUAAUAAUCUCAAAGUAUUAACCUUCUGAGUUCUACUCUGCCACUGUGUUUGAAUUCUUUUAUACAAACAAGAUUCUUUCCUAUAUCGUCAAGAAUUGAUCUGUCUGUAUUUAUUAAUACAGUUUGAAAAUGUUCUCAAGAA
Molecule: messenger RNA, 2878 nt
Organism: Rhincodon typus (whale shark)
Lineage: Eukaryota; Metazoa; Chordata; Chondrichthyes; Orectolobiformes; Rhincodontidae
Product: proto-oncogene vav
Exons: 27
Coding region: 1-2625 (874 amino acids)
Biological process (GO): intracellular signal transduction; cell migration; regulation of GTPase activity
Cellular component (GO): cytoplasm
Molecular function (GO): guanyl-nucleotide exchange factor activity; protein binding
Source: RefSeq, a predicted model, not a curated record